Molecule: messenger RNA, 363 nt
Organism: Dentiscutata erythropus
Lineage: Eukaryota; Fungi; Glomeromycota; Glomeromycetes; Diversisporales; Gigasporaceae
Source: the annotation of a GenBank genome assembly
AUGUCUAUUUGGACUGCAUCAUGCUUGUUUUAUGGAAUUUACGCGGUAGUUGAUGAACUUUCAAUCGCCCUAAUAAUUCAACCACUUGCAUAUGGAAGAAAAGUUGUAUGUGGUAUUUCGUUGAUAUUUUUAACAAUUGACAUACUUGGAUUUGGUCUUUCUGCAUUAAGUCUAGCUUUUAAUCCACCUCCAUUUGAUAUAUUUGCUGCAUUAUAUUAUCUUUCUGCAAUCACACAAGAGAAUAAUACCAUAAGUAAUGAAAAAUUGGUGAUUACGAUUGAUGACAGAAAUAAUAAUAACUAUAGUAAUGAAGAAUUGCAGAUAACAAUUGAUGACAGAAGUAAUAAUAGUCAUAGUAGUUGA